AUGAGUACAUCGCGGCUUGUACCACCUGCGCCCGCUCUAAGUCUUUGGACUCUGCUCCAGCUGGACUACUCCAACCACUACCCAAUCCUAGCCGCCCCUGGGUUUUUCCAAGAUGGCUCAUUUUAUUCCCCUUCCUCCGCUACGCCACUGAAACCGCUAACACCCUGGUCAACUUUGUGUUCCAUCACCGUGGCAUCCCGUCAGAUAUUGUGUCUGACCGGCGACCCCAAUUUGUCUCGCAAGUCUGGAAGGCCUUUUGCUCCGCCCUCGGAGCAUCGGUCAGUCUCACGUCUGGCUAUAAUCCUCUGUCUAACGGCCAAUCAGGAGCUGGAGGCGGCCCUCCGUUGUCUGGUGGCACAAAAUCACAAGGACUCGUCCCAGUAUCUGGUUCGGAUUGAGUACGCUCACAACGCUCAUCCUUCCUCCGCUACUGGGGUGUCUCCGUUCGAGGCUGCCCUCGGGUACCCACCACCUCUGUUUCCGUCUCAGGAAUUCGAUUUGGCGGUGCGGUCGGUCCAACAACACCUCCAGCGUUGCCAACGCGUCUGGCGCCAGACCAAGGCUGCUCUCCUCCGCACCAAGGAGAGCAACUGCCGCAUCGCCAAUCGACGCAGGGUGGUGGGACCCACUUACCAGCCUGGACAGAGGGUCUGGCUCUCGGCACGUAACAUCCCACUCCAAGACACCUCCCAGAAACUGGCUCCACGGUACAUUGGACCCAACGAGAUUGACAGGAUCAUCAAUCCUUCCUUCCCGGCAGCUCUAAAGGUACACCCUUCAUUCCAUAUCUCACAAAUAAAACCUGUUAUGGACAGUCCUCUGUGCCCGCCAUCCGCUUCCCCUCCAUCCGCCCGUGUCAUCGACGGCGCCCCCUUCACGGUUAGCCGGGUAUUGGAUGUCUGACGCCGUGGCCGUGGGUUCAAGUUCCAGGUCGACUGGGAGGGGUCCAGUAUGAGGAAGCGGGAGAUCCAGGACCGCUCCUCAGGACCGGAACCCUCCCUGAUCGAAGACUUUUACCCGGCCCACCCGGAUCGGCGUCCUGGACCGCCCGGAGGCGGUCGUUGAGGGGGGGGGGUACUGUCAUGGUGCCUCUGUCAGCUUUCCUCCCCCUUGCCUCUCUGCUUGGAUCCCGAUGCAUCCCAGCUGUGUCCACUUACCUCAUCACCGACCAGACCUUAAGGAGAUCCAGAACCAGCAUUCAUCACCAGUUCGUUGCCCCAGAUGGACAUUCUGACCACGAGUGGACACCCGAGUCACCGGAUUACCUGAGUCACAGAACCUCUCGGAACACCAAGAGCCUCCAGCCUCGCCUCGAGCCAACAACAACCUCCAGCCACGCCACGAGUCAACUCCGACCACCAGCCUCGCUUCAAGCCAUAACUACCUCAAGCUCCUUCAUCUGCUUCACUUCAGUCUCCAGCCACGUAAAGAUCUGAAGUCAUCCUGAAAUAUUAAAAUCCUUUAGUUACCA
Molecule: messenger RNA, 1471 nt
Organism: Oryzias latipes (Japanese medaka)
Lineage: Eukaryota; Metazoa; Chordata; Actinopteri; Beloniformes; Adrianichthyidae
Source: RefSeq, a predicted model, not a curated record